GUUGCUGUUCUGUGGAGAAGAACUCACAUGCACCUGCAAAGCUUUCGGAUUUUAUCAACGCAAAUAUUAGAAAAGUAUUUUAAGUCAGUUGUUUGUCUGGAAAAAAUGUAAAAGUACACAAUAUUUGGUGAUAUCAAAGAAAAGCUCAUUACACAGGCAUAAUCUUAAUUAAUGUACAAUAGGGAAUUAUACAAACAUACAUUCGUCCCCUCGAUGGCACAAAAAGGUGGUGCUAUGUAAUAAUGCUUAAAAAAUAUUCUAUACGAUUCAUAUAAACGAUUCAUACAUGCACAUGUAUGUGGAAUUACGUAACGAAGCAUCUUUAAAUCACAUUAAAUGAAUGAAAAAGUUUCUCAUAAACCAAAUUCUCUUAUCCAUAGCAAAUCCACGCGGCUUCUGUCAACACAACGACUCUCGCGAGAUGUUCUGGCGCCGCGCACCACAAGCAGGAGCGUCUAUGGAGCUGUGAGGGCAAACCGGGAGACGCACCGGGUUAGCAGCGGAAGACGCGGGGUGAGAGAGGGUAACCGUGAGAGGGAGGAGCUUUGCUGAAAGUCGUCAUAUCGGUGUGCUGUCAGAAGCUGAGCGGCGGUUCCUGGGAUAAGGAACUACCGCUGCCGUUUCGCGGUUAGUAUCAUAAUAUAAUUCCCCAUAUCGAGACAACACUCUUGCAGUGAGCACUUGACUGUGCUCUCUCUAUGUAGGCGUGGUUCUCCGUUCUCCGCCGUCCAUCCGUGCUCCAUUCGAGCCUUUAAGGAGGACGCUCGGGGAAGGCGAGGGAAGCCCAUUGGUCUCCCUACCAGCGCCAGGCUGAGUCACUGUCGAGGAGUGGGAAGAUCUGGAGAGCAAGAGAGAGAGACACCAUCACGGAGAGAGAGAGAGCAGGGGAGAGAGGAAAGCACGGAAGGAGGGGAAAAACGCUACACAACGCCUUUGAGAGCGGAGCGAGAGAGGCAGCCAGUGAGCAGGAACGCCAGAGAGAGAGAGCGAGAAAGAGAGCAGCAGUGAGGGAGGGAGACUCUGAGGCUGGGUGAGCUGACCCCCCCUCUCUCCUCUCCUACUUUCCCCCCGCUCAUCACUCCUUCAGGAGCUGGUGUGUAGGAGCGACGAGUUCAGUGGCAACAUGAACGAUGUCACUAUCGUUAAAGAAGGCUGGGUACAGAAGAGGGGUGAAUAUAUUAAGAAUUGGAGACCUCGCUACUUCCUGCUGAAAACCGAUGGAUCCUUUAUUGGAUACAAGGAAAAGCCACAGGAUGCAGAUUUACCAUAUCCACUCAAUAACUUCUCUGUUGCAAAAUGCCAGCUGAUGAAAACAGAACGACCAAAGCCGAACACUUUUAUUAUUAGAUGUCUACAGUGGACUACAGUCAUAGAGAGAACCUUCCAUGUGGACAGUCCAGAAGAAAGGGAUGAGUGGGCAGAGGCGAUUCAGAUGGUGGCAGAUAAACUCCAAAGGCAGGAGGAGGAACGUAUCCAGUGUAGUCCCACCUCACAGAUAGACAACUUGGGAGAAGAGGAGAUGGACACGUCUAUUAGUCACCACAAACGCAAGACGAUGAGUGACUUCGACUACUUGAAAUUAUUGGGGAAAGGCACUUUCGGUAAAGUCAUUCUUGUAAGGGAGAAGGCCAGCGGGAAAUAUUAUGCAAUGAAAAUUUUGAAGAAGGAGGUUAUUAUAGCAAAGGAUGAAGUGGCCCACACGCUCACGGAAAGCCGAGUGCUGAAAAACACCAGACAUCCUUUUUUAACCUCUUUGAAGUACUCAUUCCAAACGAAAGACCGGCUUUGCUUUGUGAUGGAAUACGUCAAUGGAGGAGAGCUGUUUUUCCAUUUGUCGAGAGAACGGGUGUUCUCCGAGGACCGCACGCGCUUCUACGGCGCCGAGAUCGUUUCCGCCCUCGACUACCUGCACUCUGCCAAGAUAGUGUACCGGGAUCUCAAGCUGGAGAACUUAAUGCUUGAUAAAGACGGUCACAUCAAAAUUACAGACUUUGGCCUCUGCAAGGAAGGAAUCACGGAUGCUGCUACCAUGAAGACCUUCUGUGGAACACCAGAGUAUCUGGCACCAGAGGUUCUGGAGGACAAUGAUUAUGGUCGUGCAGUGGACUGGUGGGGUCUGGGUGUGGUCAUGUAUGAGAUGAUGUGUGGUCGACUGCCUUUCUACAAUCAGGACCAUGAGAAGCUCUUUGAGCUCAUCCUAAUGGAGGAUAUCAAGUUUCCCAGAACGCUUUCUUCUGACGCCAAGUCCCUGCUGUCGGGCCUGCUCAUCAAAGACCCCAACAAGAGACUUGGUGGAGGACCGGAUGAUGCUAAGGAAAUUAUGCGUCAUAGUUUCUUUGUUGGAAUAAACUGGCAGGAUGUCUAUGAUAAAAAGCUGGUACCUCCCUUCAAGCCUCAGGUGUCAUCAGAGACAGAUACCAGAUACUUCGAUGAAGAGUUCACAGCUCAGACGAUUACAAUAACCCCUCCUGAAAAAUUUGAUGAAGACGGGAUGGACUGCAUGGAUAAUGAGCGAAGGCCACAUUUCCCCCAGUUCUCUUACUCGGCCAGCGGGAGAGAGUGAACGCCCCCCGGCCCGCACUGCCUCAUCUCAUCAAAGUCACCACUGGAACAAAUGAGGUCUUCAGCUUCUAACAGCCCCAGCCCUAUCGACGCUCCAUCAUCCAUCUUGGUUCUUUCAUUUGUUUAGCUAGACCAAGUGAAACUUCUGUUUUAGGGUUUACGGGAAUUUGCACGCUGGGUCGGACCGAGUCCCGACCCGUUCUGACGUCUUCAAAGCUCCAGCCCAAAGGUUGGGUGACGAUGGGAGAACUUUUGCUGUUUGUUAGGAGUCUGUUUACUUUUUGUGUUUCUCUGUUUGGAUGGAGAUGUCACUUCACAUUCCUUAUGAGAAACUAGUCUUCGAAGUCACAACUUUUGGGUUCGGAAAUACGUAACUGCAUGGCUAGAGAUUCACAUGGGUUUACGACCGCAUCUCUCGGGUACAUUAAGCUGCUUUGAUAUUACUGUUUUUAAGGUUCAUCUUCUGUUAUAUAAAGUCAAAACUGCCAUAUACGGUUAACUCAGGCUUUACAGAGAACAUCUGUGUUCAACUCCGUCGACAGGACUAGCUUUACCCCUGCCCCACCCCGCGCCACACACAUCCUGCCUCAGUCAUUCACAAUCCAGUAUUCCUCUCUCUCUAAAGCCCUGUGAACCUGAGCUAUGCAGAACCAAACCACCUUUUAGUACAGAAUGAUCUGCUUUUAUUUUUAAAAACAUGUGUUCAUGAAAGGCUUUAUUUCUGACAUAUCAGUCCCUAGGAUGUACUUUUCUGGCGUUGAAAAUAACAUUAUCGAGUGAUUUGAAAUAUUUAAUGCAGAUACAGGCCAGUGACAUGUAUGUGUUGGACCGCAUAUGAUAUUAACAGGUGGUUUAAGGAAAGCACUUCUUAUGAUCGUAUCAGUGUUCUGACCAACGCUCAUGAUUUCCAAACAGCCAAAAACAGAAACCCCUUCCACCUAACAGAGGAUCUUUAUCAAAGCCAGCAUUAGUAGAAUGACAGGGAAAGCACUAAUAUAAUGUUUUAUAAAAAGAAGAAAAAAAUGUGAUUGAGAUAAUAUAUUUAUUCUGUUUUUGUUCUCCUUGCGUUUGUCGAGAAUGCUCCUCUCGGAACGAAAAAGCUCCUAAAACGCUUCUGAAUGUAGGUAGGUCAACGCAAAGGCCUUUAGGUUUUUCGACCAGCUUUCAUUUUUGACACCAGUGUAGUAUUAUUCCUUCAUUUCCAAAAAGGACUUUUUUAACUUUCUUGACAUUUUGAGUAUUGUUGAAAUGUGUCGGUCGUCUUUCCACCAAUGAAAGGGCUGCAAAAAACGAUGUUCCCAAAAGCAAAACCAAUUCCUAUGGCUUGUCUGGCAAUAUGUAACUGUAUGUCGAAGUGUGUAAAGAAAGCAUGACCGUGCGCAGUUGUGUUGUAUUUUCUUCUGCUUGAUCAUAUGAACAGAACGCUGCACAUGUUACUCCUUUAAGAACCAGUUCGGUUUCACAAUUUGGCAUUCGUGACAUGCUGCAGCGCUUUGACACCUAACAUGAAAUAUGAUGUCAUCUUCACAUUCCUUCUACUGAAUCAGUCCAGCCGGUGGAAUCACAAAUCAGUUAACCAAUCAGAGCAAAAACAUUGAAAUAAAAAACGAGCGUAUGAAUUUGAAUUACAAGCACUGGGUCUGGUUGCAGAAGGAGGAUUUACUCUUCCCUCAGUUGAUGCUUGAUCAGAUCAGGGAGAAGGGGACAAGGGAAGGGUCUAUGAUGAAUUACGUAUAAUCAUUUUCAUACACAAAACAUUUUGUGUGCCCUCAAUAGUGUUUGGCAAUAAAACCUUGUUUUGUGAA
This is a messenger RNA of Triplophysa dalaica, 4367 nucleotides long. RefSeq names its product v-akt murine thymoma viral oncogene homolog 3a (gene akt3a). The record is from RefSeq and is a predicted model, not a curated record. Gene Ontology annotation, molecular function: ATP binding; protein serine/threonine kinase activity. Bases 1124 to 2563 code for a protein of 479 amino acids. Lineage: Eukaryota; Metazoa; Chordata; Actinopteri; Cypriniformes; Nemacheilidae. Gene Ontology annotation, biological process: protein phosphorylation. The transcript has 14 exons.